Messenger RNA from Chelonus insularis, 1403 nucleotides. RefSeq lists its product as uncharacterized. The coding region runs from base 180 to 983 and encodes 267 amino acids. NCBI's taxonomy places the organism in Eukaryota, Metazoa, Arthropoda, Insecta, Hymenoptera, Braconidae. The record is from RefSeq and is a predicted model, not a curated record. The transcript is spliced from 2 exons.
CUGAUGGUAAUUUCAAUCAUAUGGUUGUUGGCGUGGCAUCAUAAUUAACCUCCAGCUUGGUGAAAGUUGAUCGCUCGUUGUUAAACGAGCAUAUUUUUCGAAUUAUUAUGGAAAAAUAAAAGUUAUUCGUGUGGAACAAAAACUGAAGACAAUCGAGAAUAUUACAGUGAUUAAAAAAAAUGGACACAAAGGAAGAAAUGGAUCCUAUAACCAAGCUUAACACUGAACUAAACAGAUCCAUGACGUUGACGGAUAAAGGAUCAUCGAAAAAUCCAUCACGAUCAAAAAAAUGUAAGUCAAUAAUCCUAGAUAAUGCAACUACUUCUGAUGCAUUAAUUACAAGUACUCCAGGACCUUCAAAUUUAUCUGACUCCAUAAGCCCAAAAAAGAGUAUAUUGAAAGAACCCACUGAUAAUGAUGAACUCGAUAACACUUUUGUUCAAAUAGUAAAUAAAGAUCAAGAAACUCAAGAAGAAACACCAGUGGAAACUGAACAAGUUGUUAAACGGCCACAAAACUUGGAAGAGUUUAUGGAAACUGAGUCAUUGGAGAUUAAUACAACUCCAUGCGUGCUAAAUGUACCUGAUAUAAGUGAAGAUGAUGCACUAUGGCUUUUUGAUGUUCCUAGAACCAUUGAUCCGAGGGACUUUGAAGGUCAAAUGCUUGAUUUUUAUGGCAAAAGUAAACUAAAAGCUGGUGGUGAAAAAUAUGUUGCUGUUCCUCACAUCACUUCUGAUUAUUUCACGUGUGUUCUUGGAACUGGUAUACAUGAUAAACCUUGGCAAGCUAUUAAUAUUACUCCUCAAGGGUCUAUUAUCGUUCGAAAGAAGAUUUCCGGAUGGGUGAAGAAGAGUUGUGAUAGCAGUGAAGUUACUCCAGCCAAUAGUAGAGUACCUUUCCCAAAAACUCUCAAAAAUCGUCAUCCACUUCUUGGAGUUAUUCUGCGUGAAAAGAAGAAGAAAAAGAGAUCCAAACUUUUGUAAUUCAUCAAGUAGUUAAUCAACAACCAUUGUUACCGAGCAACCGAUUCCUGUUUAUCUAAUGCUCUCUGUGAAGAAAGUACUGUUGGAGUAAUAUCGAUUUCAACCUAAUCUUGAUGAAAAAAAAAAUGCCCUGAUGGUGAUGGUAUUCUCGUCAUGCACAAAUCUUAUUUUAAAUUUAUUAAGUUUCCUGAUGUUUAAUAUUUUUUUCCUAUACUUCUAAACGACAUAUUGGACAUCAAUUUUGCAUGGUUCAUUAUGAAACGGGACUUAGUGAACAUUAUUAAAUGGGGGAUAUAUUUUUUGCAGUUAUAACAAGGUAUUAGGUAUUACAGUCAUAUUUUAUUCAACAUUUUUUUCGAUAAAAUAUUUAUUAAUCAUUAUAAAUCGUAUUUAGAAGCUAAUAUAUUAUUCCUUAUCUCA